Messenger RNA from Daldinia vernicosa, 2533 nucleotides. Its product is annotated as MFS general substrate transporter. Lineage: Eukaryota; Fungi; Ascomycota; Sordariomycetes; Xylariales; Hypoxylaceae. The transcript has 9 exons. The record is from RefSeq and is a predicted model, not a curated record. Gene Ontology annotation, molecular function: basic amino acid transmembrane transporter activity. Bases 605 to 2464 code for a protein of 619 amino acids. Gene Ontology annotation, cellular component: fungal-type vacuole membrane. Gene Ontology annotation, biological process: basic amino acid transport; transmembrane transport.
UCCUGUUAUACUAAACAACGACGUUAGGUAAGUACCUCUAUACAUAAUUGUAAAGGGAAUAGUGUAUAUUUCGCAAUUUCGUGCCAGUCACGGAGCUAAUUACACAGCCGCAACCAGAAAAUCAAGCAUUAAGUACCUAAAUUUGGAUAACUCUGGGUGAGGCUCAAGUUUCUAAUUUCUGCUCACAUCUCCACGUCCUCGGACUCGCUUAAGGCUGAUGGACGCUUCUUUUAGGUAAGCAACCCGACUAUAUGACGUGUUGACCACUCACCGCACUCAAACCCGACAAUGCUACCUAAGGCGGAUUAUCCACCUUUGCCCUAUGAAUAGUCGCAUCUUUUUUUUCGCCAACAGCCUGCGAAUGUUUGCGAAUGCGAACUUUGUAUUUGAAAUACUGAAGAUAGGAUCGCGGAUAACUAUACUAUGUAACUAGGUUACGACAGCCGUCUUCUACCAAGAGGCUGUGCCGCUGCUGGUUUGCGUUGUUGGGAGUAUAUAUGGCAAUGAGGUCGCUUUACUUAGUUUUCCUUCUUUGAUGUUAGAUAAUUGUUAAAUUUAAGUCGCUUUUUGGACAUCUUGCCUCGCAUAAGGAUAUCUGAUCAUUAUGUUGAUUACUCUACUAACCCGAGCCUUCAAGUCGAAGAAGGAUAACAAACAACAGAGCCAACCGAAAACACCAUGCAUACACCAGAGAAAUAUCGAGCAAGACGAACUAAACACCCAACCCGAGAGCUGCCUCAUGUGUAAGCUUGAGGAGCGAGAGGCUUCCAAGUAUCGAUGGAAACUUGUACUAUGCCUACUCAUGCCCUAUGCUCUUCAAGCACUCGACGUAACUAUCGUCGCCAGUGCGUUGCCAUGGAUUGCUGCUGAUUUCGGCGAAAUCGCCCAGCUCAACUGGAUCAUCUCAGCCUUCAACCUGACUUCGGCCGCAUUCAUCCCCUUCUGGGCACAGAUGGCCGACAUAUUCGGACGGCACUGGUCUCUCCAGAUGUGCUCCUUUAUCAUGUUAGUCGGCAGUGCCCUAUGCACCGGUGCCCCCACGACUGCCUUCGGCGCUUUUCUCCUCGGUCGAGCUCUCCAAGGUGUUGCUUGUGCGGGACUCAACACGAUCAUUCGUGCUAUAUUGGCAGAUAAGGUGUCGUUGGAAGAGAAUGCGAAGAAUUGGAGUCUCUUCUCGCUGGUAGGGGGCUUGUGUUAUGGUCUCGGCCCCGUUAUCGGUGGGUAUCUUACUGCUGCUAACUGGAGGUGGUGCUUCGGGAUCAAUUUGCCUAUUGCCUUCGUCGGCAUCUUGAUUGUUUUUUUCUUUCUUCGGAAUGAUCUCCUAGGCCCUCAGCCGAUUCCUGAAAUAGAUGAGAACGAGAUCGGUCAUCGAGAGAGAUUUGCCAGGCGUAUUAUGACCCUUGAUAUCGGAGGGCAGCUUUUAUUCCUCUUCGGAUUCGGUCUUAUAAUUCUGGCCUUGACGUGGGGUGGUGCAACCUACGAUUGGAACCAUCCUGCGGUACUUGUUUCUCUUAUUGCUGGUAUCCUGCUAGCGUGCGCUUGGCUUUACUACGAAUACUCGAUGACUCCAGGCGGUGCAUUGUCGUUGAAGCUGUCUUCCCAACGGCCAAUGUUGCCCUGGAACGUGAUGAAGGACCGAAAUAUUAGCCUCUUGUCAUACAUCAACUUCGCUACGGGGAUGGCUAUGUAUAGUGUUCUUUACUUUGUCGAUAUUUACUUCACCAUUGUCAAGGGUUUCCUUUCCGAUAAGGCUGGUGUUCAGUUGUUGUACUAUACGCCAGGACUUGGAGUCGGUGUAUACCUUUCGAUGUUCAUCUGUAAUGUCUGGCCUCGUAAAACAUUCCUACCCCUAUUCCUCGGCUCCUUGAUAGAAGCUAUCGGCGUCGGUAUGAUGGCGUACGCUCUAUAUUUCGAGCACUCGGCUACUAUAUACGGCAUGAUGGCACUGACCGGUGCGGGUACGGGUCUGCGAUUCAUGCCUUGCAGUCUACAUGCCAUCGGUUUCUUCCCGAACCACGUCGCAACCGUUAUUUCCGUAAUGGCUGUUGCCACGACAUUCGGAGGCACAUUGGCUCUUACUAUCAUGUCCGCCGUCUUCAACAAUACAUCAGGCAUCUCGAAGGAUUCCCCUUUCCAGAACGACUACGACGCUUUGCAUAAACUUCCAGAUGAGAUUAAAGCUCACGUUAUCGAGGGCGCCAAGAACGGUAUUACCUGGGCGUUCGUCGCAUUGACGCCCUUCAUGGUUCUUUGCGUACUCGUGUCAGCGUGCUUAGGCAACGUAACUAUUAUUAAGAAAACCGACGGUGCUGAGGCUGCCAAGGCUGAAGCCUCGGGUGAUCAUCUGGUGCACGGAAGCUACUUACUGUCUCUAAUAUACGGAAAAGGUGAUCCGGAGAAGAGUAUAGAGCUUGGAGAGGGGAGAAGGUCGGACCAGCAGCCUACGAUAGAGCAGAUGAGCUAAGGUUGGGAUGGAGAAUUGUUUACUAUAUUAUGAUACCCCUUAAUCGGAAUGGUUUAAUUUUUAUAAAAU